Molecule: messenger RNA, 1362 nt
Organism: Sphaerulina musiva SO2202
Lineage: Eukaryota; Fungi; Ascomycota; Dothideomycetes; Mycosphaerellales; Mycosphaerellaceae
Product: glutamate-1-semialdehyde 2,1-aminomutase
Exons: 1
Coding region: 1-1362 (453 amino acids)
Molecular function (GO): transaminase activity; pyridoxal phosphate binding
Source: RefSeq, a predicted model, not a curated record
AUGGCAACGACAACAACCUGCACAUCGACUACAGCCUGCGCAACGACAGAACAAGCAUGCCAUGAAUUAGAGACCGAAUACAUCGCCCGCAAUCCCACCAGCAAAAAGCUCUACUCCCGUGCAACAGAAGUCUUACCCGGCGGCAACACCAGAACCGUCCUAUAUUACGACCCUUUCCCCAUCUACAUCACCAAAGCCAGCGGAUGCACACUCCACGAUGCCGAUGGUCACGAAUACAUUGACCUCCUCGGCGAAUACACAGCAGGUCUCUACGGCCAUUCCGAGCCCGUCAUCAUCCACGCCAUCAACGCCGCAGCACAACGGGGCUUAUCCUUUGGCAGUCAUCACGAAGACGAAAUCUCGCUCGCGAACCUCGUCCAGCAACGUUUCCCUUCCAUGGAACUUCUCCGAUUCACCAAUUCCGGAACAGAAGCUUCCCUCAUGGCGCUCGCCGCCGCGAAAAUGUAUACGAAAAAAUCCAAAAUUCUCGUCUUUGAGGGCGCUUAUCACGGAGGUGUUUUGAGUUUUUCCGCAAACGGAAUUUCUAGCCCGGUGAAUGCUCCUCAUGAGUUUCUUAUUGCGAAAUAUAAUGAUCUUGCUUCUGUACAGCAGCUACUCGUCGAUGAUGAUGAUAAUAAUAAUAAAGCAAAUCUAGCGGCAAUUCUCGUCGAACCCAUGUUAGGAUCCGGAGGCGCGAUUCCCGCUCGUACAGAUUUUUUGAUUGGCCUGCGAUCCCUCGCAAAUGCGACAGGAGCUGUAUUGAUUUACGACGAAGUCAUGACAUCUCGUAUGCACAACGGAGGAGGAAUCCAAUCUUUACAAGAAUCCUUUCGACCGGAUAUGACGACUUUGGGAAAAUAUUUCGGAGGAGGAAUGUCCUUUGGAGCAUUUGGUGGUCGACGCGAAAUUAUGAAAAUUUUCGAUCCACGAAUUCCCGGUGCUGUGUCUCAUGCAGGGACUUUUAACAAUAAUGUUUUGACCAUGGCUGCGGGCAGAGCUGGUCUCGAGCACGUUUUUACGCCGCAGAGAGCGUUGCUGUUACAUUCCAUGGGGGAGGAACUUCGAGGAAAAUUGAAUUUGCUUGGAGAGGGGACUUUGCUGCAAGUGACGGGUGUCGGAUCGAUUAUGUGUUUUCAUUUUACUCGGAUGGCGGCGGGGGAGAUUAUGUCUUCGAGGGAUGUGGAAGAUGCGGAUGGGAGAUGGAAUAAAAUUUUGCAUUUGUUUCUGUUGCGGAAGGGAUAUUAUAUUGCUAGACGGGGAUUUGUGGCAUUGAGUCUUGCGGUGAAGGAUUCUGAUCUGGAGGGUUUUGUGGAUGUGGUUCGGGACUUUGUUGAUACGUAUCGGAAUCUGUUGCAAAUCUGA